AUGAGUUCGGUAAAGAGUCAAGAAGUUCCUGCAGAAACAAAUUUGGAUGAGAAUCAUUCCCGAAAGCGAAAGCGACCUUCCUUUUUUGGUGAAUGUGGGGAACUGUCAGAUCCAGAGGAAAGAGAAAAUAUUUAUUCCGAUAAUUCGAUGGAAGAUGCGAAUUACGUUCCAGAUUCUCCAAAAGUGAUAGCAAAAGUUAAACGACUAAAACCUCUACCCAAAAAUCUUGUAAUGCAGUCCACUAGUACCGCUGUAUCGGCCAACUUUGACGAUUUGUUUAAUGAUAUCGAUAGGUCAGUGAAUGCAUCAAAGCCAAUAUUGGCAUCUAUAGAAUGUAAUAACGUUGAGACUAACGCUGCAAGAAUAAAUGAUGAAAAUGUGAUUAUUGACGUUUGUUCAAAAUCUGAUGAACCAAUAAAUAGCGACUGUAGUAUUGUAUUAAAGGCAACAGAAUCACCAAUCGAAAAUAACAUUACCGUUACAAAUGCUAGUCAAAAACCCGAUGAUAUUGUUAUUGUUGACUCUUGUACAAAAACUGAUGUACUGCCAACAAGUAGCAAUUAUGAUAAGGCAUUUCAAGAGUUAUUGAAUAUAUCCAAACAUAUUCUAGCAAGGAUAAGAGCUCUUGAAGGAAAUUUACUUAAGAUAUCUGUCGAACAUAUGAAGUCAAACAGAUCAGGAAAUAUGUUCCAACCCAUGCAUGAACAGAAUCAAAUUUUUCUCAAAACAAUUGGUUUGCCAUUUGAAGAGGAUUCGAAAUUUGAAUUAUUUGAACAAAGAUUGGCGGAUUCAAAAUUUCAGAAAUCUGUGGUAGAUGCGUUCAGUACGAUUCCAGAUCCCGAGAAUAUUUUUCAAAGUAGUAGUACCGACAAGAUUUUGAAGAAAUUCAUUUAUGCAAUUAUGAGUAAAGAAUUACUUUCAUAUUACACAUGGACGGGAAAAACCAGAAAAGGUUCUGAGAAAAAAAAGUCAUUUCAAGAUCUUGUGCAUAUCAAUAAACUUCUGCAUGAUCUUGUUUUAACAAAAGAUUCACGCUUCAAUCUCCAGAUAAUGGAAAAAGUUAUGGUAUCGAAGGUUUUGAAAUACGCCUAUACGUAUAGGAAAACAAUAGUUUCACCUCCAAAUGAAAACCAAAAAAUAUAUGAUACUGUGGCCAACCCUCCAAUGGAAUCAACUGAAUAUCUAUGUGAGUUGAGGCCUACAACGGCAAACAAUAGUGAAAAAACAUUACCGUGUGGGUCAAAUGUAUUCGUUCCUGCAGUGACAAAUGGUCAACAGAUCGGCACACAUCGAAACCUAUCGAAUAGCAAUUCUACGACUCAUUCGUCAACUGAUCGUCAAACUGUAAAUUCAACAAUUAUUCUGGACAGGUAA
Contarinia nasturtii (swede midge) is the source of this 1374-nucleotide messenger RNA. RefSeq lists its product as uncharacterized. The coding region runs from base 1 to 1374 and encodes 457 amino acids. The record is from RefSeq and is a predicted model, not a curated record. Lineage: Eukaryota; Metazoa; Arthropoda; Insecta; Diptera; Cecidomyiidae. The transcript has 2 exons.